AUGGGAAACCAGCUCGCUGGCAUUGCUCCCCAGAUCCUUUCUGUGGAGAGUUAUUUCUCAGACAUCCAUGACUUUGAAUAUGAUAAGACUGGGAGUACUCGGUUCUUUAAAGUUGCUCGAGCAAAGCACCGAGAAGGCCUGGUGGUUGUGAAGGUCUUUGCAAUUCAGGAUCCCACGUUGCCUCUCACCAGCUAUAAACAAGAGCUGGAGGAACUGAAAAUCAGGCUUCAUUCUGCCCAGAACUGUCUGCCUUUCCAGAAAGCUGCCGAAAAAGCAUCUGAGAAGGCAGCCAUGCUCUUCAGGCAGUACUUGCGAGACAACCUCUACGACCGCAUCAGCACCCUUCCGUUCUUAAAUAACAUUGAGAAGCGCUGGAUCGCUUUCCAGAUCCUCACAGCUGUGGACCAAGCGCACAAGUCCGGCGUCCGUCGGGACAUCAAGACGGAGAAGGUGAUGGUCACCAGUUGGAACUGGGUUCUUCUAACGGAUUUUGCCAGUUUCAAGCCCACUUACCUUCCAGAGGACAACCCGGCAGAUUUCAACUUUUUUGACACUUCACGGAGGAGAACUUGUUACAUUGCUCCUGAACGUUUUGUCGAUGGUGGAUUGUUUGCCACAGAGUUAGAAUAUAUGAGAGAUCCUUCAACUCCACUUGUAGACUUAAACAGCAAUCAGAGAACAAGAGGAGAAUUGAAGCGAGCAAUGGAUAUCUUUUGAGCAGGUUGUGUGAUCGCUGAGCUUUUUACAGAAGGCGUGCCUCUGUUUGAUCUCUCUCAACUUUUGGCCUAUAGAAAUGGGCAGUUUUUCCCUGAGCAGGUGCUGAGUAAAAUUGAAGAUCGCAGUAUAAGAGAAUUGGUAACUCAGAUGAUUCACCGUGAACCAGAUAAACGUUUAGAGGCAGAAGAUUACCUAAAGCAGCAACGUGGCAAUGCCUUUCCUGAAAUAUUCUAUACUUUUCUUCAGCCUUAUAUGGCCCAGUUUGCCAAAGAAACAUUUCUUUCUGCAGAUGAGCGUAUUCUGGUUAUAAGGAAGGAUUUGGACAACAUCAUUCACAAUCUCUGUGGACACGAUCUGCUGGAGAAAGCGGAUGGAGAGCCCAAAGAGAAUGGGCUCGUUAUCUUGGUGUCAGUUAUAACGUCCUGCCUGCAGACCCUGAAAUACUGCGACUCCAAGCUUGCCGCUUUGGAACUUAUUCUCCAUUUGGCCCCAAGAUUAAGUGUAGAAAUUCUUUUGGAUCGUAUUACACCUUAUCUUUUGCAUUUCAGCAAUGACUCUGUUCCCAGAGUAAGGGCCGAAGCCUUGAGGACAUUGACUAAAGUUCUUGCUCUGGUGAAGGAGGUUCCUCGCAACGAUGUCAACAUUUACCCAGAGUACAUCCUGCCAGGCAUAGCCCACUUGGCCCAGGAUGACGCCACAAUCGUCAGGCUAGCCUAUGCUGAAAACAUAGCUCUGCUGGCAGAAACAGCUUUGAGAUUCCUGGAAUUAGUACAGCUGAAAAAUCUCAACGUGGAAAACGACCCAAAUAGUGAAGAAAUAGACGAAGUGACACAUCCCAGCGGAAACUAUGACACAGAGCUCCAAGCCUUACAUGAAAUGGUCCAGCAGAAAGUUGUCACUUUGCUGAGUGACCCUGAAAAUAUCGUGAAACAGACCUUAAUGGAAAACGGGAUAACAAGGCUGUGCGUGUUCUUUGGACGCCAGAAAGCCAAUGACGUUUUGCUGUCCCACAUGAUCACUUUCCUGAAUGAUAAAAAUGAUUGGCAUCUGCGUGGAGCUUUUUUUGAUAGUAUAGUUG
Molecule: messenger RNA, 1795 nt
Organism: Capra hircus (goat)
Lineage: Eukaryota; Metazoa; Chordata; Mammalia; Artiodactyla; Bovidae
Product: phosphoinositide 3-kinase regulatory subunit 4-like
Biological process (GO): macroautophagy; autophagy of peroxisome; late endosome to vacuole transport
Cellular component (GO): nucleus-vacuole junction; phosphatidylinositol 3-kinase complex, class III, type II; late endosome
Molecular function (GO): ATP binding; protein serine/threonine kinase activity
Source: RefSeq, a predicted model, not a curated record